Messenger RNA from Vicia villosa (hairy vetch), 1656 nucleotides. RefSeq lists its product as uncharacterized. Bases 1 to 1656 code for a protein of 551 amino acids. The transcript has 3 exons. Lineage: Eukaryota; Viridiplantae; Streptophyta; Magnoliopsida; Fabales; Fabaceae. The record is from RefSeq and is a predicted model, not a curated record.
AUGUCAUUCCCACCUCAACAAAGCAGGUUCCAAGGUCCUCCAAGGAAAUUCGAUCCUUUGCCCACUUCCAGAAGUGAAAUACUAAAAUACUUGGUGAGCGAGUCAUUGGUAGAGCUCAGGCCUAUGCCACCUCCGCUUCCCGGAAAAGCUUCACCUAGGUUCAACCCAAAUGAAAGGUGCGAAUUUCAUGCUAAUUCCCCCGGACACACAUUGGAAAAAUGCUGGGCUUUCAGACACAAGGUUCAGGACUUGAUAGAGUCAGGGGAAAUCGCCUUUGACAAACCUAAUGUGAAAACAAAUCCCAUGCCUCAUCAUGAUGGCACAGUCAAUGCAAUCGAGUUCGUUACUAAGCAAGAGGUAGUUCAACAACGGAGCUCCCCCAUAGAUGCCCUUAAGAGGUAUCUACUAGCAAGGGGGUUCAUCCUAGAACACAACGAGGCUUUUAAGGACACUCUGCAGAGGCUCGUGGAUCAAGGACUGAUUCAGCUGAAAGAACAUCCGGAAGAGAAAUAUGUGGCUAUGCUAGAAAUAAACGAGCCGUUGAUAAUACCCACCCAAGGGGCAAAGAAGCCGUUAAUUAUCCCCUCACCAAUGCUGCCGUGUCAAACAUCUGGGGGCAUGACUCGUAGCGAUCAUAUAUUCAAAACUACACAAUCUAAUGAGAACUUGGCGCAAGCCAGUAAUCAGACUACUGCAACACCAACUGAAGAAGGCGUUCCCAAGGAUAAGGAAGCCACUAAUAAGGAUGCUGAGGAAUUCUUAGCAUUGAUCAAGAAGAGUGAUUAUAGAGUGGUGGACCAGUUACAACAAACACCAUCUAAAAUAUCACUACUCUCACUACUGGUACACUCCGAGAAGCAUCAAGACGCCUUGAUGAAGAUCUUGAAUGCUGCCCAUGUGACUAAAGAUAUCACUGUAAACCAAUUCGAUGGGAUGGUGGCUAAUCUCACAUCCGGGACGUGUCUGGGAUUCAGUGAUCAUGAACUACCUCCACAAGGGAAGGAGCAUAACAAAGCCUUGCACAUCUCUAUACAAUGUGGGAAAGCUCACCUAUCAAGGGUUCUGAUUGAUACAGGUUUGUCACUAAAUGUGAUGCCAAAAGCUACCCUCGAUAAAAUAGCUUUGGAAGGCCUAAUGGUCAGACCAAGUCGUCUAGUGGUUAAAGCCUUCGAUGGAUCACAAAGCCCAGUGUUCGGAAAAGUAGACCUCCCUGUUAUAGUCGGUCCUCAUACUUUCUGCAUCAAUUUCCAAUUGAUGGAGAUUGAACCAGCUUACACUUGCUUAUUGGAAGACAUAUUCAUUAGUAAUCUGGAUUCGUACCGAUACAUCGAGGCUGGAGAAGGGGCAUUAGAAACCGCGUUCCAAGCACUAGAGAUCGCAACCGCUGUCACACUACCGGUAGAGAAGAUACGAAGGGUGGUAACAUCCUGGAGAGAUCUGCAAAACUUGAAGACGGAAGGCUGGGGCAAAGUACUAGAAAUCCAAGAAAAGAAGGAUCAUCUGGGGCUAGGAUAUCAACUAACAAAGAUCACGAGAGCUGCAAAGGAGGAACAACGAUUCCCUCCGAUCAUGCAAACUUUUGUUACAGGCGGAUAUGAACAUGUAUCUAUGAUAUCUAACGUGGAUCCUAAGGAGGGUACAUCCAACUUCAUCUGA